Molecule: messenger RNA, 1406 nt
Organism: Acomys russatus (golden spiny mouse)
Lineage: Eukaryota; Metazoa; Chordata; Mammalia; Rodentia; Muridae
Gene: Lrrc70
Product: leucine rich repeat containing 70
Exons: 2
Coding region: 709-1284 (191 amino acids)
Source: RefSeq, a predicted model, not a curated record
AACAAUGUGUGGUUGAUAACUAGAGACAUCUUAUUUAGAUUUUGAAUAACUCAAGUUUUCAGACAUUUUGCUUUAAAAAUCUCUUUCAAAUUGUAGGAACUAUUUAAGUGUAUAUAUUAGGAAGAUUGAAUGCGUUCUGAAAAAAUACGUUCCUGAGGUUUCCUUUCAACAAUACUUUUGAAGCACAGAUAAACUUACUUCCUGUCUCUCGGUUUCCUGUAUCCAUGGCAACCCCUGUUUUACACAUUGACUGUAGAGGAACCAGUGUGAAGAGUGGCGUUUCCUGAGCAAGCUGUGACUUUAAAAAUCCAAAAAAGGUGGAGUGCCGGAGGUCAGCAGUGGCCAGAAAGAAACUGAGUUAAGGAUGGCGCUUUUCAGAGAUAAAACAAAAGCCUUUGCCUAAGUGAGCCAAGUGGUGAUAGGAUUCCCUUGUUCUUGAAUUACAUCCAAGGUCCCUAAGCCAUUGUCCUCAUUGACUCAACUUCAGGCAAAUCCCAAUUUUGUGAGUUCAAACUUUUGGGUCUUCACAACUGGCUAGCCUCUUCAGCCAUUGCUGUAAACAUCUGUUAUCAGAAUCCCCUAUCUAUGUGUGGCAGAGCAGUGUGCUAUAUUAAGUGGACCAGCAUUACAAACUGCCUUUACCUCCGACUAAUAUAUCCAGAGCUUGAGCUGUAAACUCUUCAUAUUCACCACAAGACCACUGCACUAAUGAUGGCCUGGCAUAAAGUAACCACAAGUGGGAACCAUUUGGAAAACACUGUGACUGAGAGCAUUACCGUCUGGGAGUGGAUUCGUGCUUCACCUGCCAGUAGAUUUUUUCAAGAGAACACACCUGGUAAUACAUUAGAGACGACCGCAGUUUUACCUGUGCAAAUACAGCUUACUACUGUUAACUUGAACUCUGAAAAAAACAGUGCUCUACCGAUUGAUGCCUCUUCCAUGUCAAGGAAAACAUCUCUAAAUUGUACCCAAGAAAAUGAGAAGUUAAAUGAGGCCUUUGACAUUUUACUAGCUUUUUUCAUCUUAGCUUGUGUUUUAAUCAUUUUUUUGAUCUACAAAGUUAUUCAGUUUAAACAAAAACUAAAGGCACUAGAAAACACAAUGGAAAAUAGAGUUGAGUAUUACAGCUUUUAUCAGUCAGCAAGGUAUAACAUGACUGCCUCGGUUUGUAACACCUCCCCAAAUUCUCUGGAAAGUCCUGGCUUGCAACAGAUUGGACUUGAUAAACAAAUGGUUCCUGACAAUGAGGCACAGGUCAUUCUCUUUGAACAUUCUGCUUUAUGAUUUAACUAAAUAUUGACUAUAAAAACCCUGUAGUGCCGUGUGGACAUAAAAUUUAAUCCUUCUUAGAGAGUUAUGUUAAGAUUAUUAAAAUGUUUAUUAGUCAUUUGAAUAAACUAUAUUCU